AUGUACAUGGUUGUGAUCGUGUUAAAGGAAUGGCCUUGGAUCCAUGACCUUAAAAAAACUCGACAAGGACAAAAUGCAACUGAAUCUUUAAUCAAACAAAUUCCAAGAUUAUCAAGACCUGGAUUACUUUCAUGGAACUAUAAAACUUAUGAUUAUUUAAAAAAAAACAUGCACAAUUAUGAUACUGAAAGGUGUGAUGUUUAA
Entrophospora candida is the source of this 204-nucleotide messenger RNA. The record is from the annotation of a GenBank genome assembly. Lineage: Eukaryota; Fungi; Glomeromycota; Glomeromycetes; Entrophosporales; Entrophosporaceae.